Messenger RNA from Punica granatum (pomegranate), 2488 nucleotides. The record is from RefSeq and is a predicted model, not a curated record. NCBI's taxonomy places the organism in Eukaryota, Viridiplantae, Streptophyta, Magnoliopsida, Myrtales, Lythraceae.
CUCCCUCUUUGUCUGCUGUCCCUGUCAACACCCUUAACUGGAGUUAAGAAGGACUCUGGUCUCAUGGUUUCCGCAAACUCCCUCGUCCUUUAACCCAUUUGCCCCUUCCUCAGCUCUUCGGCUUCCCCUCCACACAUGUCCCCGACAGAGACACACGCACACACACACACAGAAGAAACAAACACAGGGCCGCAGGUUUCAGUUCUCCCGUUUAUGUGGGGGUAGGAACUGGGUUUUCUCAGUUUAUAUGAUGCUUUCAGUUAUAUACAGAAAUCUUCAGACAUCAUGAACCCUUGUCUUCCUGAUUGGAACUUUGAGUCUGAUCUCCCUUUCACCAACCAGAACAAACCUUCAGGCCCGAACAACGACCUGGUGGAGCUCCUAUGGCGGAACGGGCAGGUUGUGAUGCACAGCCAGACCCACCGGAGGCCCAGCCCGGAUCACCUCGAAACUCAGCAGUUGCCUCAGAAGCACGAAAACCAGCAUCACCAGAACCCGACUCAAAGGGCAGGCGUUGGGGGUAAUACUAACAUGUCUUACGGGAAUUCGAGUAUUCUGAUCCAAGACGAUGAGACUGUGUCGUGGAUCCAUUACCCUGUUGAUGAUUCCUUCGAGAAGGAGUUCUGCUCGCCCUUCUUCACCGAGCUGCCGGCUGCAGAUGCUAUGGAGACUGACAAGCUGAUCCUUGCAGCGCCGGAGCAGGCCAGCAACAGGCAAUCUUUUGACCCGGACAGCUCGAGGGUCCCAAACCCGAUGCUGCCCCCUCAACCUCAAGUUCAAUUCCCUGAUUCAGCCGUUCAAAAAAACCACGGCUCGGCGAAGGUGAACUUCUCGCAGUUCUUGGGGCCGAUCAAGGGUGACUUGAGGCACUCAAAUCCUCACUUUGGAGGGGCUGGAGAUGUUGGGGAGUGUUCGGGUAUGACUGUCGGAUCAAGCAACUGCGGGAGCAACCAAGUUGUACUAAACGACCCUGACUUCAGUCGGGCAUCCAGCAAUGGGACGGGGACGGUGGGCUUGUGUUCCCAGCUCUUUGCAGAAGAUAACAUCCCAAAGACGGUUCCUCAAGAUGAAGGGAGGAAGACGGAAACCCUUGAGCCAACUGUUACUUCUUCCUCCGGUGGAUCGGGAAGCAGUUUUGGUGGGACCCAAAAGAAUUCGGCCGGCACCAGUAGCCUUAAGAGGAAGGGCCGAGAUGUGGAGGACUCUGAGUGCCAAAGCGAUGCUGCUGAACUCGAGUCUGGUGGUGGGAAAAAGCCUUCUCAACGGUCUGGGUCAGCUCGCAGGAGUCGUGCUGCAGAAGUGCAUAAUCAAUCAGAAAGAAGGCGGAGAGAUAAGAUCAAUAAGAAGAUGAGGGCACUCCAGGAGCUCAUACCUCACUGCAACAAGACGGACAAAGCUUCGAUGUUGGAUGAAGCAAUCGAGUACUUGAAGUCUCUCCAGUUGCAGCUACAGAUGAUGUGGAUGGGAAGCGGGAUGGCAGCUCCAAUGAUGUUUCCUGGAAUGCAGCCGUACAUGUCCCCUAUGGGCAUUGGAAUGGGGCCGCACCCAUUGGCUGCCGUCCACAACAACAUGCAUCUGCCUCGAGUCCCGAUGGUUGAUCAUCAGUCCACGUCCAUGGCCCCACCAAACCAGAACAUGAUGUGCCAAGCACCGGUCCUCAAUCCCGUGAAUUUUCAGAAUCAGAUGCAAAUGCAAAAUCUGCCUGAGCAGUUUGUGCGAUAUAUGGGAAUGCACCAACUGCAAGCUGCAGCUUCUCAGCCCGUGAAUAUGUUCAGAUUCGGUCCUCAGACUAUGCAAAAUUCCCAAGUGACUGCAGUACCAGGAACGGGAAUAGUUCAGCUCGGUGGAGGAGCUUCGAACGAUGAUGCUUCACGUGGCAAGAUAGGCUAAAACUUAAUUAGAGCCAAUCCUCAUUAUGAAUGAUGAGAUUUCCAAUGAGCUUCUGCAAAUUGUUGAGAAUAUAGUAGGAGUGUAUAUUCUUUUAUGGGCAGAUUCAAUGCUCUUCUCCAGAUAAGUCGGCUCUUACCGUAAAUUAAGCUCCCGUUCGCAAAAUUUUGGCUUCAUAACUUGCGUUGUGAUUGCCGUUCAUAAAACUGGCAAAAAUCUCAUGUACAACUAUAUUUUUACAUUCUCUCAUUUCACUUAUUUAUAUAUAUAUAUAUAUAUAUAUAUACACACUCGCAUCAAGAUCAGUACAGGUUGCCUGUUGUGUUCUGCCCCAAUGAUCAUUUAUUGAAAUUAUAGAGCUCGAUUAUUGCUCCGGGGCCAUCUGGAUACGUGGUUUACGGCAUUUAAUUUGUAGGUAUAUAUCGCUCUUCUUGGAGACGUAUUAAAUUCAGUACUUAUCAGCUCUAUGUCUAGAUCCUAUGUAUGACAUUACUUCUUGUGGGGAACCUCGAAGAAGAGACAUAUUGUGGGGACUUAUCAGGUGUCCCCAUCCAGCUCUAGAAUUAGGAUGUGAAUGUCGGCAUCUUAGCUUCUUCUCCAA